UAUGGGAGUGGUUUCUUAGAAUCGAAUGAAUCCUGCUGAAUGUAAGGUUUUUCAAUUCAUGUAGCCGAACUAUUACUUUCUCAAGUCAAAAGGGUUGAACUAUUAGCGCUUAUUUUGUAUAAGAAAGCACUGCCGCUGGAUGGUUGGUGAUUCAUAAGUUGCGUUCCCCUAACAUGUGCUGUGUCUGAUGAGGCUGACCCGCGCUACCGAGACCCCCAGGAAGACCAUGCUGUCCCUCCUGCUGCCCACUCUGCUUGCUGUGCAAGCUCUCGCUGUCCUGGAAGUGCAUGUCCCAGAGCUGCCAGUGGUGGCGCUGUAUGGCAUGGACACCACCCUCAACUGUUCCUUCAGCCACGCCUCUCCCUUCAACCUGUCUGACCUCAGUGUCUUCUGGCAGCUGACGGACACCAAGCGCAGCGUGCACAGCUACUGGGCCAGCCAGGACCAGCUGGCAGACCAGGGAGAGCGCUACGCCAACCGCACCAGCCUGUACCCCUCUCAGCUGGGCGCGGGCAACGCUUCGCUCCUCUUGAGAGGGGUCCGGGUGGCCGAUGAGGGUAGCUACACCUGCUUCGUCAGGGUGGAAGACUACGGCAGUGCAGCCCUACUGCUCCAGGUAGCAGCCCCCUACUCCAAGCCUCUGGUGACCCUGGAGCCGGACUCCAACUUGCGGCCGGGUGACGAGGUGGCGCUGACCUGCGUGGCGUACGGUGGCUACCCUGAGGCUGACGUACUGUGGCAGGACGGGGGCGGGCACAACCUGACGGACAACGUCACCACCUCCCUGGUAGCCAAUGAGGAGGGGCUGUUCAGCAUGCGCAGUGUCCUGACUGUCACCCUGGAGCCCAAUAGCACUUACAGCUGCAGACUGACCAACCCAUUAUUGGGCGAGGACGGCCACGCCUCCGUCACCAUCACAGGUCAGAACAUGGUGUUUCCCCCGGUGGCUCUGUGGGUGACGGUGGGCCUGGCUGUGUGUCUGCUGGGUCUGCUCAUCGCCCUGGCUGCAGUCUGCCAUAGAAAGAUCAAGGAGAGCUGUGAGGAGGACAGAGCAGCCAAGGAGCUUGAAGAGGCCAAAGAACUGCAGGAAGAGGAGCAGUCUAAGACAGCCAUGACCGCCCUGAAAAGCUAAAGCCAAAAGAACACAGCAGUGAGGAGGCAAACGGUGAGACAGCGAUGAGUCUUAUAUUUAACCCCACUACACCUAUCCAUCAACGGAGAGACUUGUUCCACUGUCUCCUACCCACACAGUGUCCAGUCCUUACUGAGCUGACGAUGAGUCCAUCAUACCCAUCCCUACAGGACCACUUCCUCCUGGGCUUCCAGAAAAGACAUAAACCCAUCAUAUCCUAUUACAGCGCUAUACAUUUCCCUUCCCCUGCUACUCUUUCAAUUAACGAAGUAUAUGAACGCGGAUGUGGAGUCGUAUUCACUUCUAUGCAAUAGGCUAAAGAGAAGCUCCACUUGAAGGCCAUUGGAUUUGACAGGCUCCCUGUCUCGAACCUGGACAUUAUUUUCUCUUCACUAUGUACCGAGGUAGGAAGUUUGAGAGGCCCAGGAUCUCAUUUCUAAUAGGAAGUGAACAGCUUAAGAGAUGACCAAGCUGAGGCUGCCAUCAGUGUCUCCCUAGCUGCCUACCUGCCAGAGACAGAGUGUAGCUGUGUAGCUCUCCGUUUACUCCUCGACUCACUAAUUAAUGGUUGCCCGUGGAGUAACUUGUACCUGUCAGUGUCUACCGCUCUCGUAUAUUCAAUAACUUCGGGGAAUUGAAAUUGAAUGCCAGCUAAGCUCGAACAAACUGCAAAUGGUGCAUGGGAUACACCCUGGUUCUCUCAGUGACCUGACAGCAGCGUUAUAUGUAAGGUUUUUAAUGAACAUGGACUCUUCUCAGCUACUCUUGACUGCCAAGGUGGAAUGUUUUAUGAAUUCAAGAUGGAGGGUGGGUGGGUGAUUGUAUAGGUUCUGUUACAGUAUACAGGUACUCGAGCAAGUCCUUGUGCCAAAUGUCAAUGUGCGUAUGAAUGCCAAAGCCGUCCAUAAAAGAACCCAGUGCCGAUUCGCAUUAAAGAGACAGGGUGAAAAUGUU
Salvelinus namaycush (lake trout) is the source of this 2086-nucleotide messenger RNA. RefSeq names its product CD276 antigen-like. The transcript is spliced from 8 exons. Bases 188 to 1132 code for a protein of 314 amino acids. Lineage: Eukaryota; Metazoa; Chordata; Actinopteri; Salmoniformes; Salmonidae. The record is from RefSeq and is a predicted model, not a curated record.